Paramormyrops kingsleyae is the source of this 1255-nucleotide messenger RNA. Its product is annotated as homeobox protein HMX2-like. Gene Ontology annotation, biological process: regulation of transcription by RNA polymerase II. Gene Ontology annotation, cellular component: nucleus. Gene Ontology annotation, molecular function: RNA polymerase II transcription regulatory region sequence-specific DNA binding; DNA-binding transcription factor activity, RNA polymerase II-specific. The record is from RefSeq and is a predicted model, not a curated record. NCBI's taxonomy places the organism in Eukaryota, Metazoa, Chordata, Actinopteri, Osteoglossiformes, Mormyridae.
AGCAGGCAGAAAUACAUUCGUGCACCGUGGGCUCCGAGAAAAACAACUACAAAACUUUCAACAAACGUUAUGAAAGGAGCAUUCCAAAACAUUUUUCCCUUCUGGCGUUUCUCCAGAACAUUUUAGUACUUAUGGUAUGGUCAUUUUAUAUACUUCUAAAUUAGCUACAAGCAGGGAGAAGCAUAUGCAAAUAAAACUUUCUUCGGCUUCGGUGUUAUGAAUCCAGAAUGAACACAACAGAAGACAACGAUAGCAAAUGCUCGCCGGUCCCAAUCUCCAGCUUUACUAUUCAAUCGAUCCUAGGCACCAGAUCUGACGGUGCGCGAUCAGGUGCGAAGGAGAACUUCCAUGGAGGGCUGCAGAGGAAGCGCCCGCUGUCCGUGUCGUCCGAGGGCGAAUGCAGCGGCGAAGAUUCUGCCGAGUGCUUUUGCUCUGGGUCCGGCAACAGUAACUCUUGCAACCAGCACAAGCCACUUAACUUUUCUUGUCUAAAUGCCAGAAAAGGAAUUACUCUCGCGGAAGGUGGGAAAGAACGUCUGCAGCCUCCACAGGAUUACAAAGAGGAAGAGGAGCAAGAAAGACCGUGUAACCAAAUGUCACCAAUUUCCGAGGAGAGGCAAAGAGAUGGAGCAGAAAAACAGAGUAAUUCUGCGAAGAAGAAAACGCGCACAGUAUUCUCACGGAGCCAAGUGUACCAGCUCGAGUCGACAUUUGACAUGAAACGAUAUCUGAGCAGCUCCGAACGAGCCUGUUUGGCUUCGAGUCUCCAACUGACUGAAACUCAGGUGAAAACAUGGUUUCAAAACAGAAGAAACAAAUGGAAAAGGCAGCUCUCGGCCGAACUGGAAGCGGCGAACAUAGCACACGCCUCAGCACAGACUUUAGUUGGGAUGCCCCUUGUGUUUAGAGACAAUUCAUUGUUGCGGGUGCCAGUCCCGAGAUCUAUCGCCUUUCCAACGCCUCUGUAUUAUCCUGGCAGCAAUUUACCGGCGCUACCGCUAUACAAUCUUUAUAACAAGAUUGAAUAUUGACUUCAUGAUGACGUCAGCAUAAAUGUACAAAGGUUUAAAAGGAACAUGCAUAAUUUUGUUUGGCAUAAUCUAUGUAUAUUUAUAUUAUGUUACAACAUAAGGGAAGUAUUAUAUAUCUCUGAAUAUAUACAUAUAUAUAUAUAUAUUAAAUACACAAUGUGUAUAUAUUAUUUUGUACUCUUUAAUUUGGUGUUAGUCUUCACUUUUGCUGAAUUUUACGUGUU